UUCAGAUGUGUUAAUGAAUGUGGAACAAACGCAGUUGUGUUUUAAAACAAACAAACAACAACGAACUAUGGAUCCACCUCCUAAAAAGCAAACCAAAACAUGGAAUUCUUUACUGCAGUAGCAGGCAUGAUUACAAAGGGAUUGCUCUAAAUUUUUAGCGGUGUGAGUAACAGUGGUAAGUUUAACCUCCAGAAAACCUAUUGCUGAACUGCUUUGAAGCUGCCUUCAGCCUGUGGAUUACUGGGUUUAGCUGUUGUAUCCCUGCAGUCAAAUUAAGCACGUGGUGUUCUGGGGAACUUUUGUUUGCUUAAUAAUCUGAAACUGGGCCCAGCUGAAAAUGCUAUAUUAGCAUCCUAUGCAUGGAGUAUAAAUGUGAUUGUAUCAUGAGAAAGGCUGAAUGUGUUUUUUUUUUCUUAAUUCCCCUCUGUCAUAUUUACUUACGUAAUGGAUUUGACUUUUUGAAUUGUUUAAUAAAUUCAAAAUUCUCAGCAUUUCCAAUCAUCGAGUCAUAAAAAUGUAGUGACUGCAGAAUGCAUCCAUGUUCUUUAUAGUACUUGAAGAAAUGGAUAAGAUUGCUAUAUGAACUCAUUGCACGUCUCUUUUCACUCAGCAACCCUCCUUGCUUCAGUAAUUCACCAGUAGGUUUUCAAUGAUUAAACAUUUGAACAAGUUUUUAUUUUUUUAUGAAUAAAUAGAUGAAUACUGAGAGAGAUUAAGGUGUUUGUUUCAUCAUGCCUGUAUCUUAACAGCAAGAGAGCUGUAGCAGCAACCUCUCUUCUGAAUCUCAGUGACAAUGACGUUAUGACUUGAAGGAAAGCAUAUUUCCCAACCCCCCUUCCUUCCCCCCAAAUACCAGCUGGUGACUUUGAUUUGGAGACUUCAGGUCUUGCUGCCAGGUGGGGUUCUUUAAACUUGCAAUUGGAUGUCAGAGCGUGCACAGGUUGAUGCCUCUGCUGAUGCUGGAACUGCAGCCUGCCAUGAUGAAGAUGCAAUUAAGAUGUUCCCAUCCCAACAAACAGCAUGUGACACGACCCGCCAGCGAAUCAAGUUCAGUGAUGACAGAGUGUGCAAGAGUCACCUCCUCAACUGCUGCCCUCAUGAUGUCCUCUCCGGAACUAGAAUGGACCUUGGAGAAUGUCUGAAGGUGCAUGACCUGGCAUUAAGGGCAGACUAUGAAAUAGCAUCCAAAGAUCAAGAUUUCUUCUUUGAACUUGAUGCGAUGGACCACCUGCAGUCAUUUAUUGCAGACUGUGACAGGAGAACAGAAGUUGCUAAGAAGAGAUUAGCAGAAACCCAAGAAGAGAUCAGUGCUGAAGUUGCAGCUAAAGCUGAACGAGUUCAUGAAUUGAAUGAAGAAAUUGGGAAGCUACUGGCCAAAGUAGAACAGCUAGGAGCUGAUGGAAAUGUGGAAGAAUCUCAAAAAGUAAUGGACGAAGUGGAGAAGGCCCGGGUAAAGAAGAGAGAAGCUGAAGAAGUGUACAGGAAUUCUAUGCCUGCCUCUAGCUUUCAACAGCAGAAGCUACGGGUUUGUGAAGUGUGUUCAGCUUAUCUUGGUCUUCAUGACAAUGACCGACGUCUUGCUGACCACUUUGGAGGAAAACUACACUUAGGAUUUAUUGAAAUAAGAGAGAAGCUUGAGGAACUCAGGAGGAUUGUGGCUGAUAAACAAGAGAAACGAAAUCAGGAGCGCCUGAAACGCAGAGAGGAGAGGGAAAGGGAAGAAAGGGAGAAACUAAGGAGGUCCAGAUCCCACAGCAAGCAUACCAAAAGGUCUAGGUCCCGAGAUCGUCGCAGACAUCGCUCUCGCUCAGCCUCCAGGGAACGGAAAAGAAGAACUCGCUCUAAAUCCCGCGAGAAGCGCCAUCGCCACAGGUCUCGCUCCAACAGCCGCAGCCGGAGUCGCAGCCAUCAUAGAAGCAGGCACAGCUCCAGGGAGAGGAGCCGAGAGCGCAGCUCCAAAAAGAGGUCCUCCAAAGAGAGAUCUUCCCGGGACAAAGAGCGUUCCAGAGAUCGUGAUAGAACAUCGCGUGAUAAAGAUAGAAGCCCGAGAGAGAGAUCGCCGCGGGAUUUCAAAGACAGGAAACGUUCUUAUGAAAGUGCUAAUGGCCGAUCAGAAGACCCAAGGAGCUCAGAGGAGCGUGAAGCAGGGGAGAUAUAACUGGCUGUAUAUUCACCCGAUUUCUAGCUUCCUAUGGAGUUGCAUACUAUGGUUUAGUUUACAGUUGUUCAAAGGGACGCCAGUGAGCAGUUUGAGAUGCUGAUCCAAUAGGGUAGAUGUACAGUAUAUAAAAGUGGUUAAAACUAAGUCAGAAUUAAACCCCAUUGAUUUAACUAUGCCUAAAGCUGGGUCCUGGACUUCCACCAAGUUGUAAAACUUUUCUGAAAGAUUCCUCCUUAUUCAGGACGACAGUUUUAUGUACAAAGAUGCAGAUCUCAGUGUUUUUAAUCUCCUUUCCAAUACAAGUUAAUGAACAAAUUACGUUGUACUACUUGCCUUGGGUGCUUCUGAACCUUUAUAAAUUCUCCAAUUCUGCUCCAGUCAAAACAGCAGCAUUGAAAGGUUGUACUUGGGAUUUUUUUUUGUUUGCUUUUUUUUGUAAGAGGGUGGGUGGAUGGAUAUUAACUUUUAUUCUGAAGUUAUGUUCCCAGUGAUAUUUUUGUUGUUGUUGUUGUUUGGGAACCUAGGAAUUGAUUACAGUGGGAGCGUUUAGACAGGAAUGUGUGCUGGAGAAAGCUGAAAUGUCUUUUUACAGUGCCUAUUUAGACUUGGAAAUUGAACAGCUGUUGCAUUACAUCUUUUUUUAUUUCUACUUAAAUUUUGAAAUCAAAGCCAGUCCCGUAUCUGUACCAUUUGAUUGGUAUGUGUUCAAUAUAUUUGUUUUUUUCCA
Lagopus leucura (white-tailed ptarmigan) is the source of this 2888-nucleotide messenger RNA. RefSeq names its product putative RNA-binding protein Luc7-like 2. Bases 923 to 2158 code for a protein of 411 amino acids. Gene Ontology annotation, molecular function: mRNA binding. The record is from RefSeq and is a predicted model, not a curated record. The transcript has 10 exons. Gene Ontology annotation, cellular component: U2-type prespliceosome; U1 snRNP. Gene Ontology annotation, biological process: mRNA splice site recognition. Lineage: Eukaryota; Metazoa; Chordata; Aves; Galliformes; Phasianidae.